GUGACGUACAAAUGGCUGAGCUUUACUCUGGGAGUUCAUGUCAACCAGGCUAAACAGAUGCUGUAUGACUAUGUAGAAAGGAAGCGAAAGGAAAAUUCAGGAGCUCAGCUGCAUGUCACCUAUUUAGUGGCAGGAAAUCUCAUUCAGAAUGGACACACUUGCCACAAGGUUGCAGUAGUGAGAGAGGAUAAACUGGAAGCAAUGAAGUCUAAGCUAUCCACAAUUGCUAGUGUGCAUGUCUACAGCAUUCAGAAAGCCAUGCUGAAGGAUAGUGGGCCCCUCUACAACACGGACUAUGAUAUCAUCAAGUCAAACCUGCAGAACUGCAGCAAGUUUAGUGCCAUUCAGUGCACUGCUGCAGUCCCCAGGACGUCAGCUGAAGUUUCUCAAGUUCAUACUUCUGUACAGGCUGAUUCCCAGACACCAAAUGACACACAUGCUGUCAAUGGGCCUACAAUCAAUGGUCAUGCCUCAUCAACUGCUAAGCAUCCCUCCCCUCCACCCAAAGGGAUCAUGGGAAUGUUUGCUACAAAAUCAGCUUCCAAAUCCCAAGAUACAAAUAAAGAAAGUAAACCAGAGUCCAAAGAGACAACAGGUGCAACUACAGUAAGCAGCAAACCACCAACUAAAGGGAAUGCAAUGAGCAACUUUUUUGGAAAAGCUGCCAUGAAUAAGCUUAAAGUCAGCUCUGAGUCUGAACAGCCAAAGGAAGAAAAAACAGUUGCCAAGCCCUCCGUUUCUACAGUGGAACCCAAAUCACCCCCCAUUGCCACACUGGAGAAACCUGGGAAAAAAAUGGAGCCUGUGAAAAUCCAGCAAAAGGACAAAAGAAGAGUGAAGAGGGUGGAUAUGACAGAUAAUGAGGAGAAGGAGGAUGAAAAUCUGAAGAAAAAGAGGAGGCGAAUCAAACGGCCUCAGUCUGACAGCAGUGAAGAUGAAGAUAUCUCAGUAUCUCCCACUCCUCCGGAAGCUAACGCCCCCUCGCCUUCUCCAGAGCCUGCACUGAAGAUUGAACUAGAGCCGACAACCACUGAGGCUCCGACUGGAGGGAAGAAGCGGAAACGGAAGCGUGUGCUGAAAUCCAAAACGUUUCUGGAUGAUGAAGGCUGCAUGGUGACUGAAAAGGCUUACGAGAGCGAAUCCUGUACAGAUAGUGAUGGGGAAGUCACCAAAGCCAAGCUGCCAGCUGCACUCGGUCCGUCCACGUUGGCUGGGAAGAAAGAACCCAAGGAGGAACGGAAAGGCCUGAAGAAAGGGGUAGCCCCAGCCAGCAAAGCAAACAAACAAGUGUCCAUCAUGGGCUUCUUUCAGAAGAAAUGAACUGAAUCUCUCCCCACGAUCCCUGGGCAGCUUGGAAAUGUCGCUCCUUUCAGUAGCUUUCUAUAAGCCUCAGCUUUGGAGGAGAACAACCCGACGGGCUAUCCUGGUGGGAAACAUCUAGCUUCCUGUGUAAAUAAGCUCUCCAGACCAGGUUUUACAUCAGAAAACGUAACUGUAUCCAUUACCGUUUAAUUCUGUCUUCUGUGCUAUGCUUUUGAAAGCAGCGGCUGGGAGCAAACUCUAGAGGAACACAUGGAGCUCCGUUAACUUGUUUACAUGAUGACAUUUUAAUUUUUUUUAAGCAUGGCCUGUGACCUGUCCAGAACUAAGGCCUGUUCCAUGAGUAGCUGGAGAAAAUAAGAAGCUAAUCCUUUUAGUGGAAUCAUUUGAUCUUUUUUUCCUGUUUAAAUGUUCAGGUUGGUUAAAAACUGUCGUGUAACAGGCUCACACCCCAAUGUUGAACAACUGCCUACAGCUGUAACUGGAUGAAAUCAAUUUGAUUUCCCACUCAAGACAGGUAAAUAGUUUUCUCUCUGCCUUUAUAAUCUUUGUUGGACAAAGUACCACAUAAAAUUCUUUCAACUGUU
Pelodiscus sinensis (Chinese soft-shelled turtle) is the source of this 1907-nucleotide messenger RNA. The record is from RefSeq and is a predicted model, not a curated record. NCBI's taxonomy places the organism in Eukaryota, Metazoa, Chordata, Testudines, Trionychidae.